Talaromyces marneffei is the source of this 489-nucleotide messenger RNA. RefSeq lists its product as uncharacterized. Gene Ontology annotation, cellular component: catalytic step 2 spliceosome. The transcript has 3 exons. Bases 1 to 489 code for a protein of 162 amino acids. Gene Ontology annotation, molecular function: peptidyl-prolyl cis-trans isomerase activity. The record is from RefSeq and is a predicted model, not a curated record. Lineage: Eukaryota; Fungi; Ascomycota; Eurotiomycetes; Eurotiales; Trichocomaceae. Gene Ontology annotation, biological process: protein folding; protein peptidyl-prolyl isomerization.
AUGGCUACUGAAAUCGCAAUUGACACGACUAUGGGUUCUUUCGUGGUGGAACUCUACAACGACCACGCGCCAAAGACUUGCAAAAACUUCGCGACUCUCGCCCAGAGAGGAUACUACAAUGGCGUCAUCUUCCACCGCAUCAUUCCCAAUUUCAUGAUCCAAGGAGGCGAUCCUACUGGCACCGGACGUGGAGGCAGUUCGAUAUACGGCGAGAAAUUCGAGGACGAAAUACACUCUUCAUUAAAACAUACUGGAGCUGGAAUAUUGAGCAUGGCCAACAGCGGACCGAAUACGAACGGAAGUCAAUUCUUCAUUACUCUCGCUCCAACGCCUUGGCUCGAUGGGAAACAUACGAUAUUCGGACGGAUAAAAAGCGGAAUGAGAGUUAUUCAACGUAUGGGAUUAGUCAAAACUGAUGCUGAAGAUCGACCCCAGGAUCCGGUCAAGAUUGUCAAGGCGCGAUUAGUGGAGGAAGCCGAGGAGAAUUGA